Messenger RNA from Lactuca virosa, 306 nucleotides. Lineage: Eukaryota; Viridiplantae; Streptophyta; Magnoliopsida; Asterales; Asteraceae. The record is from the annotation of a GenBank genome assembly.
AUGGAUUCCAACUUCACAAUCAAAGUAAAUCAUACAUGUUCUUUUGUUCCCAAACCGAUUGUGUAUUUCAAUCCAGUAAAAAUGGUUGUUAGCAAUGUCGAUUUCAGAAGCAUGAGUUUCAUGGAGUUCAUCUCGUAUGUGAAGAACUUGGUCAAGGAUGGAAGAAUCAAUGUGUACUUUUGUCUUCCACAACGUUCACUGAGAGAUGGGUUAAGAGUAUUGGAAGAUGAAAAUGAUUAUGUUCGUUUCCUUGAUGCUGGAUAUGAGAAUGGGGGUAUGAUCAAUUUGUACAUUGAUCACAGUUAG